Egretta garzetta (little egret) is the source of this 636-nucleotide messenger RNA. RefSeq lists its product as uncharacterized. Lineage: Eukaryota; Metazoa; Chordata; Aves; Pelecaniformes; Ardeidae. The transcript has 2 exons. Bases 8 to 619 code for a protein of 203 amino acids. The record is from RefSeq and is a predicted model, not a curated record. Gene Ontology annotation, molecular function: nucleic acid binding; RNA-DNA hybrid ribonuclease activity.
UCUAUAAAUGCUUGACUGUCCAAAACCCCUAAUGAGGAGGGACCUGUUGAGUAAACUAGAUGCUCAAAUAACCUUUAAAAACAGAGAAAUACAGAAGAUAAUACCACAGUCAAAAAUAGGAGAAGUGAUAGUUUUUAUGUUACAGGAAGCGCCAAAACCAGAAGAACCAGUCCCAGUGGAAGUGGACAAUGCAGUGAUCCCUCUGGUGGGGGCUGAUGAACUUCUAGGUCAGUCAAAACUGGCAGAAAAACAUGUUCUAAAGCCCAGAGCUAAGCCGACCAUCGAACAGGUAUAUUCCAGCAUACCAAACCUCAAGGACAUACCCCUGACGGAUCCCAGCUUGGAACUGUUUACAGAUGGGAGCAGUUUUGUACGAGAUGGGAGAGGAAUGGCUGGGUAUGCAGUAGUCACAGCCACACAGGUAAUGGAGGCUAACUCCUUGCGCAUUAACACAUCAGCCCAAAAGGCAGAGUUAGUGGCAUUACAGCAAGCCUUGAGGUUGGCGGAAGGAAAAAAGGUGAAUAUAUGGACUGAUUCAAAGUCUGGUUUUGGAAUAGUUCGUGCACUCAGGGCAGUUUGGAAAGAGAGGGUUACUGUCAGCCCAGGGAUCAUCUAUUAAAUACAAAGAAGAAAUUU